This is a messenger RNA of Puntigrus tetrazona (Sumatra barb), 5442 nucleotides long. It is a transcript of the gene bmpr2a, whose product is annotated as bone morphogenetic protein receptor, type II a (serine/threonine kinase). Bases 732 to 3788 code for a protein of 1018 amino acids. NCBI's taxonomy places the organism in Eukaryota, Metazoa, Chordata, Actinopteri, Cypriniformes, Cyprinidae. The record is from RefSeq and is a predicted model, not a curated record. The transcript has 13 exons. Gene Ontology annotation, biological process: cellular response to growth factor stimulus; vasculature development; BMP signaling pathway. Gene Ontology annotation, cellular component: plasma membrane; signaling receptor complex. Gene Ontology annotation, molecular function: ATP binding; transforming growth factor beta receptor activity.
CUCUUAUAAAUCGGCCCCCACAUCGAACAAUCGGAUCCCGGAGACAAUCUGAAGACGAGGCGUUUCCAGUCGCUGUCUGGGUCUGCUGUGCCGUCUUCUCUCGCCGUUCCCCUCGUCCGGAGUACGGGCGAAAAGCGCGAAACGCACAGUUUCUCCGCUAAAUGAAUCGUGGGAGCAGAGAAAACGCCUGAAGCGAAGAUCAAAAGAUAAAGAAGGCGAGGAAUAUGACGACAAACGGACGCUUUAAUAGUCGGGAGUCACGAAACGGAUGUUACCCCGUACCACAAACUGUGUGUUACCAUCGAGGAGACUUGUGGUCUCGGGAUGUCCCACAUAACUGCGCCUAACUCCGAUGAGGCGAAUGUACAGGGCGCCUGCUUUGGAACAAAGGGGGAAAACAAAGUUUGAUGCGAUUUGUUCGUUCGGUUUGUUACAACAGACACGGGCUCUCGGUAGAUAGAUCGGAGUCAUCACAUGCUUCCUGCUGGAGGAAAAAAAAAAACCAAUGCAAUGGUUAACGCAAGACCUUUAAAAUAGUUUUUGUUUUGCCGUUUCGUUGCAUUUCUGAAAGGAACAAGUUGCUUUUAGACGCUGUUUUGAAAAAAAAAAGCGUGAUGCUGGACUCUCCAAAGCACAGGUAUUCUUGAGCGACUUCGGUCUGAAGCCUAGGCACUGACUGAGGAUAAAUCACGAUAUAUUGUCUUUGAAGAGGAGGAGAAAAAAAGCAAAACAUGGCAGUUGAAGGCCGAAUAACAAUUCUUCACGUUGGACUGAUUGCCAUGGUGGUUCUUCUGGGUCCCGUGGCUGCUGCACAGAGUGAACAGAGGGAGUGCGCGUACACAGAAAAGCCGCAUGGAGAGGGACGUGUCUUUCUUGAGAACUCCACCAUUCGCUGCACUCAUGGAGCUCACUGCUUUGGACUCUGGGUGAAGAAGAAUAAUGAAAUUCUGCUAGAGAAGCAAGGUUGCUGGACAAAUGUGGGUGAGCAUCAGGAGUGCUAUGACCACUGCGUGGUGACCAGCCCACCGUCAAUGGCCAAGAAUGGAACGCUUCGAUUCUGCUGCUGCAAAAAAGACAUGUGCAACCUGAACUUUACUGAGGACUUCCCACCGCCUUCCCCCACCACCGUACAGCCUCUCCAUUCCCGCCAUCUUUACAAAGAGGAAGUCAUAGCUGUCGCGUUAGCAACUGUCUUCAUGGUUGCCGUCCUCGUCAUUCUGCUUUUUUUCGGCUACCGCAUGCUAAGAGGACGUGGUAAACACUCUCUGCAUAGCUUGGAUAUACUGGAGACUGCGCUUUCCCCUCCUUCUCUGGAUUUGGACAACCUAGUCCUGCUGGAGCUGAUUGGCCGCGGCCGGUAUGGAACAGUGUAUCGCGGUUCACUGGAAGACCAAUCUGUGGCAGUGAAAGUUUUCGUUUCUUCUAACCGGCAGCAGUUUACUAAUGAGCGUAUGAUUUAUCGCCUCCUCCUGGAUCAUAAGAACGUAGCUCGCUUCUUAGAGAGCGAGGAGCGAGUCGGUACAGAAGGCCGGACAGAGUUUCUCCUCUUGCUGGAGUUUUACCCGCAUGGCUCUCUGUGCACGUAUCUGAGCGGGCGGACUGUGGACUGGCUGAGCUGCUGUCGUUUGGCUCUGUCUGUCACCAGAGGGUUGGCGUACCUGCACACAGAGAUACAGAGAGGGGAUGUGUAUAAACCGGCCGUGUCCCAUCGGGAUCUGAACAGUAGGAAUGUGCUGGUGAAGACAGAUGGCUCAUGCGUGAUCAGUGAUUUUGGACUGUCCAUGAUUCUGACUGGAAAGAGACCGCCCGGGCAUGGAGAAGAGGACAACAGUGCCAUCAGCGAGGUAGGUACAGUGCGAUACAUGGCUCCAGAAGUGUUAGAAGGGGCAGUGAACCUGAGGGAUUGUGAGUCAGCGCUGAAACAAGUGGAUGUUUAUGCGCUGGGUUUGCUUUACUGGGAGACCUUCAUGCGGUGUGCGGACCUCUUCCCAGGUGAGACAGUUCCAGCAUUUCAGAUGGCUUUUCAGGCAGAGGUGGGUAAUCACCCUACCAUAGAAGACAUGCAGGCACUUGUGUCCCGAGAAAAAGAAAGACCCAAAUUCCCAGAGGCCUGGAAAGAAAAUAGCCUGACGGUGCACUCUCUUAAAGAGACAAUGGAGGACUGCUGGGAUCAGGACGCUGAAGCCCGGCUGACGGCACAGUGUGCAGAGGAGAGACUUGCUGAACUGCUCCUUAUCUGGGACAGGGAAAAAUCAGUCAGUCCUGCUCUCAACCCCAGCACUGCACUGUUUAAUCACAGGAACUUCUCUGCUGGUAGGCAGUUGCCUAAGGUGGGUUCUUUCCUUGAACACUCAUCUACAAACACUGAAGACCACGAGAGCGCUGAUAAACCCCUCCACAAUGACACAUCAAUGGACACACCCUCAGUGGGUGGGUCUAACCCUUCAGAGAAGAACAGGAACUGCAUCAACUACGAGUGGCAGCAGGCCCAAUCACGGCAGUCUGGGACAGAUAGCUCCUCCCCCACUCCUGUCUCAGAGUCCUGCAAUGCCACACAGCCUCCACCAGUGGGCAACAGUGUCCCUCCCUGUGCACAGCUGACCCAGGAAGACCUGGAGAUACCAAAACUGGACCCAAGUGAAGUCCAGAGGAACUUGAGAGAGAGCUCCGACGAGAGCCUGAUGGAGCAUUCGCAAAAGCAGUUCUGCUCUCCAGAAACAUCAACCUCGCAUGGCCCUCUCUACCCCCUCAUGAAGAUAGCUUCUGACGUUUCAGGGUCACAGGGUUCUGCUCGGGUUACUGACGCCCCAAUAACCAUCCUACCUAAGCAGCAGAACGUUCCUAAGAGGCCGAGCAGCCUAAGUCUCCAUGCUAAGCCUUCUGGGAAAACACCGGCCUUGUCGUCUUCAUCUCUACGGAUGAAGUUUGGGAAACUCGGAAAGUCGAAUUUGAAGAAAGUCGAGAUGGGUGUUGCUAAAGCCAGUGCGGUCAGAGCAGCACAUGAGGUUAGGCCGAUUACCGUCGCCAAUAAUGAUGCUGCGGCAGCAGUGAGUAAAUAUUCAGCCGGAGCAACACCUGAGUCAGCAGGAAAUGCAGCCAGCGCUGCUGAUGUCCUUUGGAAGGGCGCCGUGAGUUCAGAGGACUUGACCUUCGGCCUCUUGAACACUAGCCCUGACGAGCAAGAGCCUCUACUUAGAAGAGAGGCGCAUCCUGACAAUGCGAACAACAACAACAGCAAUAAUAAUAAUGGUGAGGGAGAGGGCGAUGGAGACACCGAGGGCGGAGGAGAGGGAGGAGAGAACAGUGAGAAUGUUGGUCCAACAGGAGAUGCUCCAUCAGCUUCUACCGUGGAGCCCGUUGCGCUGCCCGGCCCGUGUCCUGCCCCAACCGUGGCUCUACCACAGGCCCAAACCCAAGCUCAGACACAAGGAGAGGCCCUGCUCAGACAGAACCGUGUGCGCAGACCUGAGAGACCCAACUCUCUGGAUCUGUCCAUCACCACACUGCCAUUACUUGGAGGCAAGUCUGCCGGUGACAUGACGGAGGGAUCAGGAGAUAAAAUCAAGAAGCGAGUGAAGACGCCGUACGCUCUGAAGAAGUGGCGUCCUGCCAGCUGGGUUAUCACCACAGAUACACUGGACGCUGAAGUCAACAACAACAGUCGUCACGGAGGACCCGGUCAGAACCAGAAUCAGGCCGGUACCAGCAGACCGAAAUCAGCCUCUGCCGUUUAUCUAGGCGGUCUGGGAGGAUCUCGCUUCUCAGAUCCCAAUGACUGUGACUUUUGAACAUUAACCUCACUCUGCUCUCGAUAGAAAUGUAUAAUCAAACCCAAAAUCUCUAAAAAGUCUCACGUUCGUGGACUGGACCAUAUAAAUGUCUUAAACUUAAACCCAGUUGUAAGCACAGUAAGAGUCUUAUUUACAUCCAAAAGAGCUAUGCAGCCAUCUUUUAGUUUAAUGUUUAUGGGUUUUUUUAAGUAAGCCACUUUUUGGUUGCACUCUUUUGCUUGAAGUUAUAAAUCAUAAUUAUUUUGACCAUUUGAAACGGUCCCUAAUAUUAAACCGGUGUAAAUGUUUUAUUAAUCCUCACAUUCCUAAGAUGUCAGGGAAUUUUAACUCCUAGACCUGAAAAAAAAAAAAAUCUUAUACUAACGGAAAUUUACUAAUAGACAAUAUUAAUUAUCAGUUGUGCUCCAGAAUAUUUAUUUUUUUCUUUGUGAGUGUAACCUCUAUAAAAUAUAUAAAAAGUGCAGAAAGAAAAUCGUAAAAAAAAAAAAAAAGAGUCAGACUCGGAAUACGUGGAAUAAGUCCUGUUACAGGGUUACUCACCAACGCUAACUUUAAUCAUUUCGUUUGUAAGGUUACAAAGCUUUCGUUUUUUUUUCCCAUGCAGACCUGCUAAAUACGUUUACAUUCUCUAAUAUUCUCCCAUGCACGGUUUCCUGCAGCUAUGAGAUUCACGAGACGAUCUUACAGAGGUUUCCGUCGGCGUCUGAUAUCGCAAGCGCUGCUGUUGUGCGCAAAAUAACAGCGGGCUUCCCUUUUCUGAGGUCUGAAAGAAGCCGACAGACUACAAAAGAUAGCAAUUUAACACGUUUCACUGUGGUGGCACUAUGUAUCUCAGCAUCAGACGCUCGAGACAAUAUUUAGAAAUGGUGUGACUAAACAGAGACCGAGGCGACAUCUGAUGCGAUCAGACGCGGACGUCACACUUCUCGCUUUACUCAGAGACGCAAGACAAAGCUGCACUUGGUCAACUGACUGUUCUGGAUCUUGUUAGACUGUCUGACGAUGCUUUGGACCUACUUGUUAUUUGCUAUAUUUUCUAUGUGUGUGUGAGUGUGUCUUUGCGUCUUCGUCUCUAGUCGUGCGAAAGGUUUUUGUGCUGCAUGUUUGUAACCUAUUCCUUCGGGGAUGUGCGUCUUCUAAUCAUUUGAUGAGCGAGAAGUCGACAAAGGGCAAAGGUUGAAUCGGACGGAAACCUAAGAAAAGCUUUUUUCGAAGCACAGCGCGCAGGAGCAGUAGCUUCUGCUAUGCACAAAGACAUGAAGCAAGUAGCUCUGGUCUGAAAUCAAGCCUUCUUGCGUUACUGAACGGCUCUGGCAUGUCAGUGAUGAUUAAUCGGGGCGCUGUUAUUAUAUUCGUAUAAACGGAGUCCCAUAAUAUCCACACAAAACUGACUGUCGCAUGUCUUUAAAUGCAUCUUAAAGAGCACAAGAUACUUUCAGCUGCGGCCCUAGUGUGUUUGUGCAUGUGUGCGUGGACGAGUGUCUGUAUGAUGUUAUUCUCCUGUUAACACAAUCGUAACUGUAGUGUCGUGAUCAAUCAUUUUAUUACCCCUUGCUGAGACAUUUUGAAAAUUGUGAUUUGUAUAAGAAGGUGCAGACUGUAAAAGUGUAUUGUUAUUUGCAGAUUUAAAUUAAAUUAUGCUUUGCAUUUG